This is a messenger RNA of Schistosoma rodhaini, 1176 nucleotides long. The record is from the annotation of a GenBank genome assembly. NCBI's taxonomy places the organism in Eukaryota, Metazoa, Platyhelminthes, Trematoda, Strigeidida, Schistosomatidae.
AUGAUUGUCAACCAGAAAUGUGAUUCGACGAAUGAUGAGACUAACAAGCUGAAUUAUCUGUUUGAAAGUAGUUCUUUGUUGCCGUCAGAUCUGAUCAAUUAUCCUAACCAAAUCGGUGGUCAUGGGCUUCUGUUUGGAAAUAAAUGUAAAAUAUUAUAUUCACAUGUUCAGUCAACUAUAUAUAAACCAAUACAACAUUAUCCUAAAGGUCCACAUGAAUUAGAAUUUUAUCAACGUUUAUUCGAUCCAAAUUGUCAUGAUUCCAUUUUAGUUGAGUUACGAAAAUUUGUACCCGAUUUUUAUGGCCUCUAUCGUGAUUCUGAACAAAAACAUUUAUACUUGGGUUUAAAAGAUUUAUUGGCUAAUUUUAAACAUCCAUCAUUAUGUGAUUUAAAAAUGGGUCGUCGUACAUAUGCUCCUGAUUCUUCACCAUCAAAAAUAAUGAUUGAAUGUGCAAAGUAUAAAUGGCGUGAAGAAAUUGGAUUUCUGGUGACUGGAUUAAAAGUAUUCUAUCCAGAUAUUAAUGAACAUAUUACAUUUGAUAUUUUCUUUGGAAGAUCAUUAAAUCCAUCUACAAUAUAUGAUAAUGGUAUUCGUCUAUUUCUUGGUCCAAAUGUAAAUCGUGCAAAAAGAUUAGCUAAACAAUUUGUUAAAAAAUUAACCCAAUUAGCUAAAUGGUUUGAAAAUCAAAAUUAUUAUCAUUUCUAUGCUAGUUCAUUAUUAUUAGCAUAUGAUAGUAUUGUUUUAAAUAAUAAAAUGAUGAUAUCUUCACAUCCUACUACUACUACUACUUCUACUACUACCACCCCUUCAUUACAUCAUCAUCAUCAUAAUAGUAGUUACCAAGAGGAUAAAGAAAUCAUGAUAUCCAAUAUGGAACAAAAUGAAACAAUGUUAUCUCCGUAUGCCACCCCGUCACAUCAUUCUCAUCAUAAUAGUUACCAAGAACAUAAAGAAAUCAUGACAUCCAAUAUGGAAGACAGUGUAACAGUAGAAGAAGAAGAAUAUGUUUUAGUUUAUUUAAUUGAUUUUACACGUUGGGAAUUAGUAACCAAUUGUGAUCAAAUCAAAGAUGAAAAUUUUUUAUAUGGUUUAAAUUAUUUAAUUGAAUUAUUUAAACGUGCAUCAUUAGAUUCUACACCAUUGGAUAAAAUUCCUAAUCUAUCUAUAACUUAA